AUGAAUAAGUGGUUAAACGUAUUAUCUUUACCAAUUACUUUUCGGUUUUUGAGUUCUCACCAUAGGCAAUCAUUACCACUUUUUCAGAACUUUCUUUUAAAGAAAUCGUUAACCCAUAAUCAAGUCAGAUUCUUUAAAAUGAGCGAUCUUGAUAAUUUGCCUCAAGUUGACCCAAAAACUGGUGAGGUCAUCAUUAAUCCAUUAAAGGAAGAUGGCUCUCCAAAGACUUCUAAGGAAGUCGAAAAAGAGAAGAAAAAAGCUGAAAAACUGCUUAAGUUUGCUGCUAAGCAGGCCAAAAAAAAUGCUGCUUCUACCACUGGUGCCUCCCAAAAAAAACCUAAGAAGAAGAAGGAAGUUGAGCCAAUCCCAGAGUUUGUUGACAAAACUAAUCCAGGUGAGAAGAAGAUUUUAGUUUCCCUGGAUGAUCCAGCCUUAAAAGCUUAUAACCCAGCCAACGUCGAAAGUUCUUGGUACGAUUGGUGGGUUAAAACUGGUGUUUUUGAACCUGAAUUUACCGCUGAUGGUAAGAAUAAACCAGAAGGUGUAUUCUGUAUUCCAGCGCCCCCCCCAAAUGUCACCGGUGCCUUACAUAUUGGUCAUGCUUUGACUAUUGCCAUCCAAGAUUCUUUGAUUAGAUACAACAGAAUGAAGGGUAAAACUGUUUUGUUCUUGCCAGGUUUUGAUCAUGCUGGCAUUGCUACUCAAUCUGUCGUUGAAAAGCAGAUUUGGGCCAAGGAAAAGAAGACUAGACACGACUAUGGUAGAGAAGCCUUUGUUGGGAAGGUCUGGGAAUGGAAAGAGGAAUAUCAUAGCAGAAUUAAGAAUCAAAUUCAAAAAUUGGGGGCUUCUUAUGACUGGAGCCGCGAAGCUUUUACUUUAAGUCCAGAAUUGACAAAGUCGGUCGAAGAAGCUUUUGUCAGAUUGCAUGAUGAAGGUGUUAUUUAUCGUGCUUCCAGAUUAGUCAACUGGUCUGUUAAGUUGAAUACCGCCAUCUCCAAUUUGGAGGUUGAAAACAAGGAUAUUAAAAGUAGAGCUCUUUUGUCCGUCCCAGGCUACGACGAAAAGGUCGAAUUUGGUGUUUUGACUUCUUUUGCUUAUCCAGUCAUCGAUUCUGAUGAGAAAUUAAUUAUUGCUACUACUAGACCCGAAACUAUAUUCGGUGAUACUGCAGUUGCAGUUCAUCCUGAUGAUGACCGUUAUAAACACUUGCAUGGCAAGUUUAUUCAACAUCCAUUCUUGCCAAGAAAAAUUCCAAUUAUCACUGAUAAGGAUGCCGUUGAUAUGGAAUUCGGUACCGGUGCCGUUAAAAUUACUCCGGCUCACGACCAAAAUGAUUACAACACUGGUAAGCGCCACCAGUUAGAAUUUAUCAAUAUUUUGACUGACGAUGGUUUAUUGAAUGAAGAGUGUGGACCAGAAUGGCAGGGCAUGAAAAGAUUCGAUGCAAGAAAAAGGGUUAUCGAACAGUUAAAGGAAAAGAACCUAUACGUUGGCCAAGAAGAUAACGAGAUGACUAUCCCGACCUGUUCUAGGUCAGGUGAUAUUAUUGAACCUUUAUUAAAACCUCAAUGGUGGGUUUCUCAAGGUGAAAUGGCCAAGGAGGCUAUCAAAGUUGUCAAGGAUGGCCAAAUCACCAUCACUCCUAAGUCGUCUGAGGCUGAAUAUUUCCAUUGGUUGGGUAACAUUCAAGAUUGGUGUAUUUCCAGACAAUUAUGGUGGGGUCACCGUUGUCCAGUUUACUUCAUUGAUAUCGAAGGGGAAGAACACGAUAGAAUUGAUGGUGAAUAUUGGGUUGCUGGUAAAACUUUGGAAGAAGCCCAGAAAAAGGCUGUUGCCAAGUUCCCAAAUGCCAAAUUCACUUUGGAACAGGAUGAAGAUGUUUUAGACACCUGGUUCUCAUCUGGUUUAUGGCCAUUUUCCACUCUGGGCUGGCCAGAAAAGACAAAGGACAUGGAAACUUUCUAUCCAUUCUCUAUGUUGGAAACUGGUUGGGACAUUUUGUUCUUCUGGGUUACUAGAAUGAUCCUACUGGGUUUAAAGUUGACUGGUUCCGUUCCAUUCAAGGAAGUUUUCUGUCACUCUUUAGUUCGUGAUGCGCAAGGUCGUAAGAUGUCCAAAUCGUUAGGUAAUGUCGUUGACCCAUUAGACGUUAUUGCUGGUAUUAAGUUGGACGACCUACACGCUAAACUAUCGCAAGGUAACCUGGAUCCAAGAGAAAUUGAAAAAGCAAAAGCUGGACAAAGGGAAUCCUAUCCUAACGGUAUUCCUCAAUGUGGUACUGAUGCUAUGAGAUUCGCCCUGUGCGCCUAUACCACUGGUGGCCGUGAUAUCAACUUGGAUAUAUUGCGUGUUGAAGGUUACAGAAAGUUUUGUAACAAGAUUUACCAAGCUACUAAGUUUGCAUUGAUGAGAUUGGGUGAUGAUUAUCAACCAUCUGCCACUGAAGGUCUAUCGGGUAAUGAAUCUCUGGUUGAAAAGUGGAUCUUGCACAAGCUAACUGAAACUUCCAAGAUCGUAAACGAAGCCUUAGAUAAGCGUGACUUCUUGACAUCUACCAGCGCUAUUUAUGAAUUUUGGUAUUUGAUUUGUGACGUCUACAUUGAAAACUCCAAGUACUUGAUUCAGGAAGGCUCUAACGUUGAGAAAAAAUCAGCCAAAGAUACUCUGUAUAUUCUAUUAGACAACGCUUUGAGGUUGAUUCAUCCAUUUAUGCCAUUCAUUUCUGAGGAAAUGUGGCAAAGAAUUCCAAAGCGUUCCACUGAAAAGGCUGCCUCCAUUGUCAAGGCCGCUUAUCCAGUUUACAAAUCCGAAUAUGAUGACGAUAAGUCUGCCAAUGCUUACGACUUAAUCUUGAACAUCACUAAGGAGGCUCGUUCUCUAUUAUCUGAAUACAAUAUCUUGAAGAACGGAAAAGUGUUUGUCGAAUCUAAUCACGAAGAAUACUAUAAAACUGCUAAUGAUCAGAAGGAUUCUAUUGUUUCUUUGAUCAAGGCCAUUGAUGAAGUCGCCCUUGCCCGGGACGCCUCUGAAAUUCCAGAAGGGUGUGUGUUGAAGUCUGUUAAUCCAGAAGUUAAUGUGCAUCUGUUGGUCAAGGGUCACGUUGACAUCGAUGCUGAAAUUUCUAAGGUCCAAAAGAAGCUUGAAAAGGCUAACAAGUCCAAGAAUGGUAUCGAACAAACCAUUAAUAGUAAGGAUUAUGAAAGCAAGGCUAAUGAACAAGCCAAGGAGGCCAACAAAACUAAGUUGGAUAACACUGUUGCUGAAAUUGAAGGUUUGGAAGCCACUAUUGAAAACCUGAAACGUUUAAAACUGUAG
This is a messenger RNA of Saccharomyces kudriavzevii IFO 1802, 3315 nucleotides long. RefSeq names its product valine--tRNA ligase (gene VAS1). Gene Ontology annotation, cellular component: cytosol. Gene Ontology annotation, biological process: valyl-tRNA aminoacylation. Gene Ontology annotation, molecular function: ATP binding; valine-tRNA ligase activity; aminoacyl-tRNA deacylase activity. Bases 1 to 3315 code for a protein of 1104 amino acids. The transcript has a single exon. The record is from RefSeq and is a predicted model, not a curated record. Lineage: Eukaryota; Fungi; Ascomycota; Saccharomycetes; Saccharomycetales; Saccharomycetaceae.